This is a messenger RNA of Magallana angulata, 828 nucleotides long. RefSeq lists its product as uncharacterized. The record is from RefSeq and is a predicted model, not a curated record. The coding region runs from base 102 to 605 and encodes 167 amino acids. NCBI's taxonomy places the organism in Eukaryota, Metazoa, Mollusca, Bivalvia, Ostreida, Ostreidae. The transcript has 5 exons.
GAAGUACUUGCGACUCACCAUUGAACCAUUUCCGAAAAGCGCCAUCAUUGACUUGUUAUCCUCACAUAGUUUCAGCAUAGUUUUGAUAUGACUAGAAUGUGAUGGAGAGCAAAUUUACUUUACUGUGUUUUGUUUUAUUUUUCGCUGGAAAAGGCAUACAUGGUCAGACUCCGUGGUCCAGUUGGACGCCUUGUGACAAGGCGUGUGACACAGGGUUUCAGUAUCGAGCUCGUGAUUGUCCUGGGGGGAACUCCAGCUGCAGUGCAAUAGAGACUCGUAAAUGCAAUGUAAUCAGCUGCAACAUGACAACAAUGUUAACAUCUACUUCUUCAAAGACGGCUCCUCCCCCGACCUUCCCAUUGAUGACCCUUCCCCUCAGCUCGCUUGCUGGCCUGACAACCGAGUCUGAUGUGCAAGAGAAGUCUUCCGAACUAACGACUUUGCUAACCAAGCCCGCGCCACAAAAUGUCAGAUCCACCACCACCUCUUCCACCACCACCACAACAACAACAACAAUGGCGACAAAACAUAACACUAAAUCUGGAUCCACUCCUCUGCAUUUGAAUUUUCUGAUAGCGAUUGUUCUUUUCUGGUAUAUGGUUUGAACAUCACUACCUCGUGUGAAACAUCACUUGCGAAAAUGACAGAAAAAAAAUACAAUGUGAUAAUUAAAGAAUGUGUGUACCAGGACAUUGUUUUUUGGUGAUAAGCAGAUUUACCAUUACGGCGUGACCCCGCAAUGUGUAUCUAAAACUUUUUAACUGAUUUAGUAUUAAAUAUAUCGAAUGUGAAACAUGUGGCAAGAAUAAAUACUGUGUACAUUGUAAA